AUGGAAGCCAUCAAAGUCCCAAAGGUCGAGAAUGUUCGUCUUGCCAAACUUUCGCACCAGUUCAGGUCAUCACCUCUUUCUUCUAGCGCUACCCACAACUCCAACGAUUCACCUGGUCUCAAGGGAUCGCUCUUAAUCACCCCCCAUCACUUGAUAUGGACUCAUGACCUGAAUCCGGACCCUGAAAGCAACCAAGCGAAUGCUGGGCCUAGCCAGUCUAACGAGGCCAGCAUUGGUAGUUCUCACAAAGCCGAAGAUGUCUGGAUCGCUCACAGCUUGCUCACAGCCGUUGAACAUCUCCCCCGCCAUCGACAACCGACCCUUCUGAUCCGAUUGGUCACCUUUGUAUUUUAUACUCUUUCGUUCUCGUCUCCCAGUGAGCUGGAUGACGUCUGGGAUUCCCUCAAAGCCUUGAUCUCAAACCGAAAACCUGGCGAAAAGGAGCAAUUGUAUGCCUUCGUCCAAGGUGCCGCCGCCAAAUCCAGUACAUCAUCUACAGACCCCCCGUCGAAUUUACCAGGAUGGGAUUCUUAUGACCCACAUGCGGAAUUCUCCCGGAUGAAAGUGAUUGGCGAAUCCUCAAAAUCCUCUGGAAAUAAUGCCUGGCGGUUAACGACAAUUAACAAGAAUUUUGACGUGCGCCUCAUUCAUUUCUGA
This is a messenger RNA of Puccinia triticina, 657 nucleotides long. RefSeq lists its product as uncharacterized. The transcript has 3 exons. The record is from RefSeq and is a predicted model, not a curated record. Lineage: Eukaryota; Fungi; Basidiomycota; Pucciniomycetes; Pucciniales; Pucciniaceae. Bases 1 to 657 code for a protein of 218 amino acids.